Branchiostoma belcheri (Belcher's lancelet) is the source of this 1066-nucleotide messenger RNA. RefSeq names its product carbonic anhydrase-like. NCBI's taxonomy places the organism in Eukaryota, Metazoa, Chordata, Leptocardii, Amphioxiformes, Branchiostomatidae. Gene Ontology annotation, cellular component: plasma membrane. Gene Ontology annotation, molecular function: carbonate dehydratase activity; zinc ion binding. The record is from RefSeq and is a predicted model, not a curated record. The coding region runs from base 1 to 1050 and encodes 349 amino acids. The transcript has 8 exons.
AUGUCGCUGCUGCAGUACUGCACCUUGGGGGCGCUGUUGAUCCACCUGGCCUACGGAGCCGCCAGUAAGUCACGUCAUAUGUGUUUGUUCUUGUUUGCAGAAUGGGGCUACGCUCCGGGCCAAUACGGUCCCGAGAACUGGAAGACCCUGGCGCCCCAGUUCUGCAGUGGUUCGGCCCAGUCUCCCAUCGACCUGGUGUACCGCAACACGGUCAAGCAGACCUUCCCCGCCUUCACCUUUACUGGGUACAACGCCGUGCCGGGGAACGUCAACUUCACCAUGUCCAACAACGGAUACGCAGUUGGCGUAUCCUUCGACGACAACAACGCUCACCGUGUCGGCGGCGGCGGCCUGCCGGGAAACAACUACAAGCUGGCGCAGUUCCACUUCCACUGGAGCUUCCUGGACAACCUGUGGGCGGGGUCCGAGCACGAGGUCAACGGACAGAUCUACCCUGCUGAGCUGCAUCUUGUCCACUGGAACGCGGACCAGCACACGGACCUGGGCGAUGCCGUGGUGGGCAGCCGCACAAACCACGCCUCGCUCGCCGUGCUCGGCUUCUUCAUAGAGUUUUGCAACUCGGACAACCCCGCCUUUGAGCCGCUGUUGAAGUACAUCGCUAACGUCAGCCAAAGCGGCACGACGUUCAAGUACCCUAUGGCUGACCGGUUCAGCCUGGACAGCCUCCUGCCGACUGACCGAACCAAGUUCUUCCGCUACAACGGCAGCCUCACCACCCCCACCUGCAACGAGGUGGUCACCUGGACCGUCUUUAAGGAAACCAUCUCCAUCUCAAGGAACCAGUUGACCAAGUUCAUCAACAGCGUGUAUUACGAGGCACUCCCCAACACAGCCGCCACCAAGAUGCAGGGCAACUACCGCCCUCCCCAGGCCCUCAACGGCCGCACGGUCUACCGCUCAUUCGAUGACGCAACCCUCAACGUCACCCCUAGGCCUGCUCCAUGGGACGCCGACAACGCCGCCGUGCGGUUCGUGCCGGAACUGCUGUUCCUCCUUCUGACAGCUGUGUUCGCCGCCAUGUUUUACUGAUUCCAAAAGAUGCUAA